Mirounga angustirostris (Northern elephant seal) is the source of this 8371-nucleotide messenger RNA. RefSeq names its product C-terminal binding protein 1 (gene CTBP1). Bases 6314 to 7606 code for a protein of 430 amino acids. The record is from RefSeq and is a predicted model, not a curated record. NCBI's taxonomy places the organism in Eukaryota, Metazoa, Chordata, Mammalia, Carnivora, Phocidae. Gene Ontology annotation, cellular component: nucleus. Gene Ontology annotation, biological process: regulation of transcription by RNA polymerase II. Gene Ontology annotation, molecular function: oxidoreductase activity, acting on the CH-OH group of donors, NAD or NADP as acceptor; transcription corepressor activity; transcription coregulator binding. The transcript has 10 exons.
GUCCGUGACGCACUUGCCGCCAGUUCCCAAACGGGGCUGCACCACCGUGUGCAGAAGCUCAGCUGUGCAGCAGCCUAUGGGCCAUGCGCUGGCAUGGGGCCCUCACUUGUCUGCCCAGACGAGCCCCAGGAUGUCCCGAGGGGGUGCACCCACGUUCUGCCAAGCCAGCCAGAGAUCUCAGGGACUUCUCGUCAUGCACCAGUGCCAAGGGGACGCUCUUCGUGCUGAAUUGUUUCUGCCUGUGUCACCCUCGGGGGGGGUCCCUGUGUCCCUGCCAGCCCUGUAGCCUGGGCCUAGACUGUGGCUGGGAGGAUGGUGACCCCCUGGUGGGACUGGAACUUGGGACUGUUGAGAAGAAGUCCUAGUGCGGGUGGGGGCAGGGGCCGCUUUCUGGACCCUCCCAGGUGUGGACUCUGGCCUGUCGGGAGGCCCGCGCGGUGCCCGGCACCCUCGUCAGGCUGUCUGUCUGACUCUGGUUGUCCGGGGUCCGUGACGUCCGUGUGGUGCAGUGAGGCCCGGCCUCGGAGGACGUGUCCCCGCCUGGGGUCUCCCCACAGCAGCUGUUGAGUAUCACAUGCAGAAGGGCAGAAGGUGACGUUCUUCAGCCCCAGGUUCUGGUGCGUGGGAUUCUGAAGCGUCACGAGGCAGGACACGUGUGCACACGUAACAGCGCGGGAGAGGAGCAUGUGGGAGUCUCGGUGACAGGAACACGCCUUUGCAGCAGUCUUAGCCACGUGUGGGGGAGCGAGCGCCUUUCUGGUUGACGAUGAGUUAAGGGGACAGCGCGGUGUGAGCCGCUGCCGGGGGACGUGCCCCCUGUGCCCAGCAGCUCCGCAUCUCCCAGCGGGGCGCCUGGCCUGCUCUGUGCAGGCUCAGCUCCCGCCCGGCCGAGGCCCUCGCCCAGCAGACCCUGCCCCGGGCAGCCGGUCCUGGCGCCUCCAGACCAUAGCAGUGAUGCCCCCCUGCCCCCAGCUGGCCGUGCCGGGCGCCGAGCCACAGGAGGAUGUGGUGGGCCGGUGGGGGCGGUGAGGAGCCCCUUCCCGGGGGGUGCGACCGUGGUAAGCCCGAAGCACCAGGAGCCUGUGGGGAGCCUGUUGUGGCAGAGGGUGGCUUCUCGGAGGCGGAGGGGAAGGCUGGUAGGGGCCAUGCUGUGGACUUCGCGUUUAUGCUGAGGGUCUUCAGGCUGUGACAGUCUCUGGGUCUUGUUUCUGAAGCCUCUGACGGUGGUGGGGAGGGGCGUGCUGUCCUGGUGGGAGCACAUAGGACCAGGGGGCUGCUCUGGUGUUCGGGAGACCCGGGCCAUGGCUUUGGAGCCUGGGGCCCGAGCAGUGGGGAGCACUUGGGGGUGAAUUCUCGGUGUUGAGUGUGGGACGCUUGUCAGAGUUGCAAGGGGAGGCGUGACCGGCCAGGGACGCGGGAUGCUGAGGUCAGGCGUGGCUGAGUCUCGGGCACCGCCCCCUGGGGUUCCUGCUGGUGCCAGGGAGCUGCUGCGGUUGGUCUGGGGAGGGCUGGGCGCCUCGGGUGUCCCCAGGGUGUCCCCAGAGUGUGCCGCCUGCACCCUGAUCCCUCCUGGGGCUGGGGGUGGGGUAGAGCAGGAGGACGGCCUUGUGGUCAGCUGGGUGGGGCUGGGCGUAGGAGAGCUCCGCCCAGACACCCGUGGGUGGGGCCCUGGGGGCCCCAGUCCCUUCCCUUGCCCCAUUGCCUUUAAAGUGAACUUUCUGGCCAGCUUUAGGCUCACAGGAAGAUGAUGAAGGCAGCCUGGCGUGUGUCUGUGUCCCUGCAGGCAGCUCCCUGUGCGGGGCGGCACAGCCCAGGUCCCGCCGCCCCCUCCUGCUGCUGCCUGACCAGCGCCCGCCUGUCCGACCUGGAAUUCUGUGCGCACGUUUGGGACAGCGGCCUGUGCUGGCGUUCCUCGUGCCCUUGUGCGGGGGUCUAGCAGCGGGGCGUCUCCUGCAGCCCAGUGGGUCCUGCCGCCGCCCGCACCCCCAGCUCCCGGUGAGGGCCUCCUGCGUCACUAGCCGUGCUGACCGCCAUGUCCCCCCCCCCCCGCUGAGUGGCGGGGAUGCAGGUGUGUGCACUUGGUCACCUCCCACUGUGGGCCCCCAGCCCCCCAGGGCCACCGCCGCACCGUGCACAGCUCACCGUACGCGGAAUAAAGCGCGAGCUGUGUCGAGGUGCUUGUCAGAAUUCGCCCGCUCCCCGCAUGCUCGCGGGGUGCCACAGCCGUGCGUGCCCGGCGCCUGCCAGGUGCGGGGGAUGCCCACAAGCCCCUCUUCUGGUGAGGCUGAAAGCAGCCCACGUGUCUGUCCAGAGUGGGACAUCAGAGUAGGGCAGGAGGUGGCCAGGGAGGAAGCCAAGGGAGCCUGGGAGUGUUGAGCAGCGGGAAGGGCAGGGGCAGCGGCAGCCUGCAGCCCGUGGGAGGCGCCCAGCCUAUGUCCCACCCUCCCAGACCCCCGGCCAGCUUCUGAGCCCCACCCCUGACACUCAGGCCCUGUCCCUGGCCAAGGGGCUCUCGUACCUGCUGUUUCGGAGCAGGUGGCUCCCAGGAGCCUUGUGCCGGUCACUGUGGGACGGGCACUGGGGGGACAUAGAGUGGGGCGGAGGGACACAGGCUCACGGGGUGUGUAGGAGAGGGUCCUGCACCUCCCUGGGGUCCGCCCUUCAGCUGUCCCUUUGUAAAUGUGGGGCCACUCCCCUGAGGGCGGAAGGUGAGCGGAAGCCCCGGCCUGCGUGUUUGGGGAGCUUGGGGCAGUCCUGGGUGGUUUCGUCAGAAGCAUCUGUACCACAUCACUAAGUGUCCCCGAGGCGUCUGUUCUAAAAGAGUAGAAAAUAACUGGAGACAGCACAUCGGUUUCCUUGGCUGGGUGACAGUUUGGGUUUCUCUGAGGAGGCAGAGUGCCCCUUGGACAUUACGUAACGCGUGGCCCUCCUGAUGGUCUCCCCGCGGUGCAGUCUGAGCCGCCGCGGCCAUGCUCCCGGCAGGACCUGGGACAGCAGUGUGGGGGCCCAGCGCCUGGGGGGUGGGCAGAAGGCAGCCGGCCGUGUGCCGGGACCACCCGAACCUGCCUCCGCCGUUUAAAUGCGUUCAGAUAGUGUACGUUUUGCAGUAAUGUCUUCAAUUUUGCUGUCCGUUUUUUGUGUUUUUCACGUUCUUUUUAAUGAACGUCACGUAGUUUUUGUGAUUUUUUUUUGCGGCAAAACUGUCUUCCGGAUAAUUAGGCACACAGGGCAAAUGCUUGAGAAAAGAUGCUUUCGGUGAAAAUAUCAGACGCAGUUGGGCAGCGGUACACGUGGCCUGGUGGCCCUGCGGCCCCCGAUCCCCAGCCCUGUCCUCACCACCUCGGUUUCCGCGUCUGUGUAGCGGCCACCCCUGUGUCCCCGUCGUCCUUUGCCUGUGUCCGUGGGGCUCUCCGUGGUCAUUCUGGGCAGUGAGAUCACCUGGCGGGGCUUCCGUGGGGCACGUUCCAGGAACGAGGCCGAGUUUGGUGGGUUAUCGCACCGUGGACGUCCCCCAACACCAGCCUGGAAGCUCCUUGCGCUCACUCGGUCUCAUUCUCCCAAGCACAGUCGGGCGGUGGAGUCCCGUGGUGCUCAGUGCUGCUGGGCUUGGCUCAGCCUCCCUGGCCCCGGUAGAUGCCGUCGUGCUGUCCGUGGGGCCCCGGGGCCAGGACGGGCCGGGGCCAGGCUCACCUUUGCCUGCGUGCAGCUGGGGCCUGAAGUCACCAUGCGUCUGCCCGCCGGGCCCAGGGACCCUCAGCCUGACCCAGUCUGGCCUUUGAGCCCCACGCCUGCCGGCGCUCCCCUGGGUGGGACACGCCUCACUGCCCCUAGUAAGGGGACCGAGACGCACCCUGGCCCCUUCAGGCUGCUCACGGGCUUCUGAACCUAGGUCAGCUGAUGGCAAAGCAAAGCUUCCUUUCGAAAUCAUUUUCACAGAAAGGGUGAGCCGGGGGCAUGGUAGAGCACAGGGUGAGAUGCUCCGUGUGCCCGAGGCGGGUCUGGCUCUCCUUACUGGGGUUCACACAGCCCCGGGCCCUUGGCGUGGAGUGAGUGUGCAGAUAAGAAGGCCGCCACCCACACACACACCACCAGCCUGUGCCGUCUGCCGACGGCCACCCCGAGCACGGAGGACCCGGCUGGGGACUCUGGUUGCUUUCAGGCACGCCUGGUGCUUCCUUCUCUGGGCUUUAGGAAGAACACUGAAGAAAGCCUUGCGACCGCUGGUUGGCGUGACCCCUUCCUAACUCCCCGUCCCUUGCACACGCUGAGUGUGAUCCCGUGGGGCCCUCCAGGCGGGAGGGCAGACGGGCUGACCGCCCUCGGCUCCGUGGAGGUGACCACUGUGGUCUUGCCUGGCAGGAUGCCGCUGCUCUUCUGCAGCUGUGGUUGGAGUAAGUGUGGGCCACCGGUGGAAAGUAGAGGGCCAGGGAGACGUGGCGGGAUUAACUCGAUUUGGGUUGCAGGUCUUGGGGUUCUGUGGCGCUCCAUCCCGCCUGUGCCUGGCCACAGCCACGGGGUGCGAGUCCACCAGCAGCUGGGGCACACCCUCCCUCCCUCGCCGUCUGUAGGCACCCAGCCGCGCGGGAUUCCCAUGAGGCCCGACCUCCGGUGCUGCCACUGGGCAGGUGCAGGAAGCCCCGAGGAUGCCAGGCCAGCCAGCCCCGAGGGCGUUAUUCAGCUGCUGCUGGUUGACACCUGACCUGAGGCCUGCCUCCUUGGGGAGGCCCGCGUCCUUGGGGCAGCCCGUGUCCGUGGGGUGGUCUGUGUCCUUGGGUGGCUUGUAUCCCUGGGGUGGCCUGCGUCCGUGGGGAGGCCUGCGUCCUUGGCGGCCAGCUUGCUGCCAGGGCCCAGACACCUCACGCCUGUUGCUGGCUCCAUGCUCACUUUGGGAAGGUCGAGGUAGAGGGUGAGCCUUGCCUCAGGGCGGGGAGAGCUCCGGCCGGCACAGCUGGGCCUCUGACCGUCUGGGCCUUGCGCACCACUGCGUCCUGCUCCUGUAGAGGCCGGGCCGGACAGUCAGCGAGGGCCCCUGCAGGUUCUCUGGGGCCUCAACCUGUCACAGAGUAGCCCCCUCCCGCUUUAUGAGGUGUGAGCGACAUUUCUUAUUUCAUGACUCAUCGGGUAUGUUCUUUAUGGAACAAAGUUAAAUCAGAGGUGGGUCCAUCGUUUGCAAUUUCCCACGUUUUGUAUUUUCUUGAGCCGUGUAUCAGGAGAGUUCGGGCCCUUUGGGCCUCGAGCCCCUUCUGCCGCCGGGCUUGACCUCAGAGCAGCAUUGGGGUGGGCCUGGCGGGGGACGGGUGGGUCUGACCUGGGCAGAGCGUGUCACGGUCCCCUGCCUGGGGCCCACCAGCCGCCGCCCACCUGCCCCAUGAAGGACUCUUAGCUAUGACUGGAUCGACAGGAAGAGGGGGCUCUGGUGUCCUCCGCUGAGAGAGGGUCCCACCUCCCAUGGAAGGGGCAGCUCAGCCCCCAGCAGCACAGGACGGUGCCAGUUUGGCCAGGCCCAAGCUGGCCGGCGGUCACUGGCCGGCACCCAGCUACCAUGAGCUGCGUCGGGGUGGGGAGCAGGAUCCUGGCAUGGGCGGUCUGGCCCGGCCGGGGGACGGGCCUCAGGGCACGCGGCCUCACAGAACUGAGGAGGAGCCACGGCUCUGUGCAAACCCCGGGCCACCUGCCAGGCCUCUGGCUUCCUCCCACGGUCUGGCUUCAGCGCCCUCGGACCAGGGGGCCCGGUGUGGAGCCCAUCAUGGGGACAAAGGCCUGUGAGCCAUCCUCUUCUUGGCAGAGAGCUGGUGUUCUCAGCCAGCUGGGAGCUGAUCCUGAGGGGUCAGUGUGGGGGCUUGAAACGCGCAGAGGGAAUCGAGGGGAGAAGCAGACCGUCCCCAGCAUGGGCCUGAGACUCCCAGCAUGCACAGCUGCCCUCCUGCCACCGCACGUCCUGGGGUUGCUGCAGGCUGCACGUGGCUGGCCUGGCCGUGGCUUCUCCAUGGGCCAGUCUGGUUCCUUCGUGGUUGAGCCCAAUCAGCAGAGGACUGCACCACCCGAGGUUUGGGUCAUAAAGCACACCCACACUCGGGCGGGGACAGAGGAGAUCAGUCAGAAAUCACGGCUGCAGAAGCCAAAGUCAGACUUUGACCCCGGCGCAGGCUUCAGUGGUCGCCGAGGAUCAGGAGCCUAAGAGCUUUGGUUCGAGACAAUUAAAGACGUGGGAUGAGGAUCCAGUGACAGGACGCGGUUCUGCCUGGGGAUUCUGAAGAUAAAACGCUUUGAAAAGUCGAAUUCAUGGUCGUGGAAGCCGAGCCCAUAUUAAGAAAUGUCAGGCGUCCGACCCCCGAUCAUGAACGGGCCCAUGCAUCCCCGGCCCCUGGUGGCGCUGCUCGACGGCCGGGACUGCACGGUGGAGAUGCCCAUCCUGAAGGACGUGGCCACGGUGGCCUUCUGUGAUGCGCAGUCCACGCAGGAGAUCCACGAGAAGGUGCUGAACGAGGCGGUGGGGGCGCUGAUGUAUCACACCAUCACGCUGACCAGGGAGGACCUGGAGAAGUUCAAAGCUCUGCGCAUCAUCGUCAGGAUCGGCAGCGGUUUUGACAACAUCGACAUCAAGUCGGCCGGGGACUUAGGCAUCGCUGUUUGCAACGUGCCGGCGGCGUCUGUCGAGGAGACCGCCGACUCCACCAUGUGCCACAUCCUCAACCUGUAUCGCAGGACCACGUGGCUGCACCAGGCGCUGCGGGAGGGCACGCGGGUCCAGAGUGUCGAGCAGAUCCGGGAGGUGGCUUCCGGAGCCGCCAGGAUCCGCGGGGAGACCUUGGGCAUCAUAGGACUGGGUCGUGUGGGGCAGGCGGUGGCGCUCCGGGCCAAGGCCUUCGGUUUCAACGUGCUCUUCUAUGACCCGUACCUGGCGGACGGCACCGAGCGGGCGCUGGGCCUGCAGCGGGUGAGCACCCUGCAGGACCUGCUCUUCCACAGCGACUGCGUCACCCUGCACUGCGGCCUCAACGAGCACAACCACCACCUCAUCAACGACUUCACCGUCAAGCAGAUGCGACAAGGCGCCUUCCUGGUGAACACGGCGCGGGGCGGCCUGGUGGACGAGAAGGCCCUGGCCCAGGCUCUGAAGGAGGGGCGGAUUCGGGGCGCCGCCCUGGACGUGCACGAGUCCGAGCCCUUCAGCUUCAGCCAGGGCCCCCUGAAGGAUGCACCCAACCUGAUCUGCACCCCCCACGCGGCCUGGUACAGCGAGCAGGCGUCCAUCGAGAUGCGGGAGGAGGCAGCCCGGGAAAUCCGGAGAGCCAUCACAGGCCGCAUCCCCGACAGCCUGAAAAACUGCGUCAACAAGGACCACCUGACCGCCGCCACCCACUGGGCCAGCAUGGACCCAGCUGUCGUGCACCCUGAGCUCAACGGGGCCGCCUACAGCAGGUACCCGCCGGGCGUGGUGGGCGUGGCCCCCAGCGGCAUCCCGACUGCCGUCGAAGGCAUUGUCCCCAGCGCCAUGUCCCUGUCCCACGGCCUGCCCCCCGUGUCCCACCCGCCCCACGCCCCUUCUCCCGGCCAAACCGUCAAGCCCGAGGCAGAUAGAGACCACGCGAGUGACCAGUUGUAGCCCGGGCGGAGCUCGACAGCCUCGGCGCGGGCAGGGCGGCGCCCCCGGACGGGCGUGUGCAGAGGCGGCCUGCGGGUGGCCACAGCGCUCCAGAGACUGUCCAGGCGCUGGCGGGGGCCAGGUGGCGCCGGCCUCCCCCGCCUCAGCUGUAGUUGCCCUGUCCCGGGGCCAGCCGCUGUCCUGUGUCCUUUGCGUCCUCGUUAAGCAGAAGAAGUUAGUAGUUAAUUCUAUCAUGAAUGUUCUUGUCUGUGUACAGUCUUUAGAACAUUUCAGAGGAUUUGUUUGCUUAGCUGUCAACAGAGAACCCUGAGGGAGCAUUCGGCAGGUCGGUCUCAGACUGUGUCCCGUGUGUGUUGGAACACGCCCUGAAACGAGGCAGUUGGCAAACUUCUCAGGACAACGAAUCCUUCCCGUUUUUCUUUCUACGCCACACAGUGCAUUGUUUUUUCUACCUGCUUGUCUUAUUUUUAGAAUAAUUUAGAAAAACAAAACAAAGGCUGUUUUUCCUGAUUUUGGCAUGAAUCCCCUUGUUCCAAACGAAGGCGGCACCGCAGAGUGGCUGUGAGAGAACAGUGCACCUGGCCCUCCGCGCGCGGCGGCCGUCGGCAUCUGUCCUGGGGAUGUGAGGGCGCAGCGUCCCGGCCUGCUCAGGUGCCGUCCUGCUGAUGUGGUAGGCUAGCAAUAUUUUGGUUAAAAUCAUGUUUGUGACUGUAACCAUUUGUAUGAAUUAUUUUAAAGAAAUAAAAAUCCCAGAAAGAACCGGCA